Etheostoma spectabile (orangethroat darter) is the source of this 2410-nucleotide messenger RNA. Its product is annotated as heparan sulfate glucosamine 3-O-sulfotransferase 6. The transcript is spliced from 2 exons. The coding region runs from base 334 to 1479 and encodes 381 amino acids. The record is from RefSeq and is a predicted model, not a curated record. Gene Ontology annotation, molecular function: [heparan sulfate]-glucosamine 3-sulfotransferase activity. NCBI's taxonomy places the organism in Eukaryota, Metazoa, Chordata, Actinopteri, Perciformes, Percidae.
AGAGGAGAAACCUUGAAUGAAAGAUCAGUAGAACUCAGAGCGCACAGACGCAGCAGCCUGGGAUAGACUGCAAAUAAACAAGUCAUGUUACAUUACUAAACUUUCUUUAUUGACGAGGAAUCAUUUCUGUCUCUUUUGACAAAAAAAGAGACAAGGAUUACGAGGAUAAUUUUUUGACAAAUCCACCAUCCCACUCAAGCUCUCCAUGUGAUGCCUCACUUUUGCGCAACAGGUUUGGAGACAUAAACAUUUACCAGCAUCAGCUCCUAUCAAUGUAGGAAGAAGCAUGCUGUCCCCGUGUUGGCCCUUUGGCACCGAACAGGAGAUCAACUCAUGGGAUGUAGUAUAUGCAGAGUCAGGGUCAACUUUGGCAAGGUGCUCUCCAAAGUCUCGGUGUUUUUUACCAUGGUCCUGAUCUUCACCUACUUUUUCUACUGCCUAACCGGAUUCUGCGAUUCGGCUCCAAGAAGUUUAUACAGCCAACAAGCUUCAGACUAUGACAUUCUGGGCGAUCAUCGCCGCGUUUUGGACGAGUUGCGACCAUCAUCGCCGCGUCUCCUCCCAGACGCGCCGUCUCACCGGAACCGCACAGCCUCCGCGGACGCAGAACAGGUGGACGCGCCUGCACAGUUGCCUCAACACAUGUCGGACAGCGCAAAGGAAAGCGCCCAGAACAACGGCAUCCCUGUGUCCAACACUUUCGGGACCAAAAGGUUUCCGCAGGCGAUUAUAAUCGGCGUGAAGAAAGGAGGAACCCGCGCCCUGCUGGAGUUUCUCCGCAUCCACCCGGACGUAAGAGCGGUCGGUACGGAGCCUCACUUCUUCGACAGGUUUUAUGACAGAGGACUCGAGUGGUACAGGAACCUGAUGCCUCGGACACUGGAUGGCCAGAUCACGAUGGAGAAGACCCCCAGCUACUUUGUCACAAAGGAGGCUCCUAGCCGUGUCUGCAUUAUGAACUGCCAAACCAAGCUCAUUGUUGUGGUUAGGGAUCCUGUGACGCGGGCUGUAUCUGACUACACCCAGACACUGUCCAAGAACCCAGGCCUUCCAUCCUUCCAGAGCCUGGCUUUAAAAAACUCCACCACAGGUCUGAUUGACACCACCUGGAGCGCUGUGCGCAUCGGCCUCUACGCCAAACAUCUGGAAAACUGGCUACAGUACUUCCCCUUGUCUCAUUUUCUGUUUGUUAGCGGUGAGAGGCUGGUGUCUGAUCCGGCAGGGGAGAUGGGCCGAGUUCAGGACUUCCUGGGUCUGAAAAGGGUUGUUUCAGACAAACACUUCUACUUCAACCAGACCAAAGGUUUUCCCUGCUUGAAGAAGCCUGAAGGGAGCAGCAGACCUCGCUGCCUUGGUAAGUCUAAAGGCAGACCUCAUCCCCAUAUCCCAUCCGAGAUCCUACAGAGGCUCAGAGACUUCUACAGGCCCUUCAACCACCGUUUCUACCAGAUGAGUGGACAAGACUUUGGCUGGGACUAAUAGGGAAGAUUCCUGUCAUAGCCCAGAUAAAAGCCAGUUUUACUGUAAUGCUCCACAGGACUAACGUUCUCAGGGAUCGGGUAGAGGAAAACAAAGUCCACCAAUUUCUGCCUCAGUAUAGACUCAACUUGACAUGCAGCACAUGGAGUGUUACUUUUUUGUUGUAGACUAGAAGCCGACAUGAACACAGUGCUGCCAAUAUGCAAGUUACACACAUGGUUAAUGGCUUAUUUAUUAAACCAAUAAAAUAUUAAUGUUAAGCGGAAGUUAGAGGCAAAGUACAUACCAAAGGGAUGGAAAAAACAUUGCCUUUGAAUAUCAUUUUUGACUUUUGUUUAUAAAAUAAGCUGAUAUUUAUAGUUUCUGUUGAUUUGAAAUACAACAGUUACAGAUUAAUUUUAUGAAAGACAUGUAUUUAUUACACGACAAGGCAAGACAUAAAACUGAAUUAUGUUUUCAUUGACAGGACAUUGGAAAAAAUGUCAUACUCCAUGAUACACCACUCUCUUCUUAAUUAUUAGCAGUGUUACUUUGACUGCAUAAUGUUUUCAUUAAAUUUUCUGUUUCCAAAUGUCCUUUGAAAUGCUACAUAUCUUAAUUUGAUGUUGCAGGGUAUUUCUCUGUACGUUGCAGUUGAUAUACCAAUGAUACCUCAUCUGUAAAUAUUAAAUGUGUUACGAUGAUCAGAAACCAAACAUACACACAUUCCAUUUGUAGAUAUUUUUCCUCUGAAAGACACACAUAUUUUAAUUGCCUUGAAUAGUACUAACUGUAUCCACUGGUACUCACUUAAAUAAAUUACUGUUUUGAUCUGUGAUUGUUUUCAACUAUUUAAAACUCUAUAUGUAAGGUACACAAAAGCACAGUGGUGUGUUUAAAACUGUAGCUAUGAUGCUUUGUGUUGUGAAGUAAAGCUGUAUCUGACAUGAAA